GUAUUCACGUGACUAUCUCAGGCGGGAGUCGGGCACAUGAGGAGCCGCCAUUGUUCCCGAGUUUCAUAUGUGGUGGUUUUAAGACAAUUGUAGCCUCUCCGCGGACUGCAUAAGCAGAUCAGUGCGGGAAAAAAUCACCGGAAAGAUAAGAUACGCCAAAUAGAAGCCAACCACACCGCUAGCCAGUCAUCGGAAGGGAUCAAGACGGCCGACAGUGGUUUGUGUGAUGUCUCGCUGUGUUCAAACGACAUCCAAGAUGGCCUCCCUACGUUCGUGUUUUUUCUGAAGUGCUCUGUGGGGGCUCGGGACGCGAAGACUUUGGGACAGCAGUUGUGCUGACAGUUGAACCACCUAUUUUUUUUCUUUCCGUGGUUUUGUUCACGUUUUGCCGAUUCCUGGAGAUGCAACGCAUGAAAAGCCAAGGAAAUCCAGUGAGCAACGGCCCGAAGGAUAUGGUCAAGGAUGAAGAGUUUGACUCAUGGCGCAACCAGAACCAGCAGCCCCAGCCAGCUGCGCAGCAGCAGCAGACGACCUACCAGCCCCACCUGUCCACAUCGAACCUGGGCGAGCCGUACAUCCCCAGCUAUUAUGCGUCCAUGUCCUUUCCUUACUUGAACCAGGGCCUUGGUGAUGGAGCUUGGAGCAAUGGCGGUGACCCUGUGGGCUUCUUUGGCUCCUACGGCGGUCAGAUGGGGGCAGUGGUGAACAACCACCAGCAGCAUUACGUUGAUGGGGGGGCUGGAAUGUUCAGUCAGAACAGCUUUGCGGGAUACGGUCAGGGCUUCGGCUUCUUCCCCGGCAGUGGUGGUGACUACUCGACGUGGGGCACAGCGGCGAAUUCCGGGCAGCCCGCUGCAGCGGCGGCAGCGAGCAAGGGUUACCCGGAGGAGUACUAUCGUGGUGACUACGAUCAGGCAGGCGUGUCGGACAGAGGGCUGAAACAUCUCGAGCAAGGUUUGAGGUCCCUGGCCUUGGGUGCAGACAAGGACUUUGGGUCUAAGGAGCCAUACGGCAAGGACCCCAAGAAGCUGGGUGGUAGUGACAAGAAGCUGUCUUGGGCGUCGGUUGCGAGCCAACCGGCCAAACCUAAAGCAGUGAAAAGCAAGAGCCCCCUUCUGGCUCCAACCGUGCCCAGCAAGCAUCCGAUGGACAUUGGCACUUGGGAGGGAAAAAAUGGUGCAAAGCCGCGAGGCAGUGCCGCACCAUGGGCGAGCCAGGCGCCCCCGCCUCCAGAGAGCUCCUAUGUGCAUCCCGUGCUGGAAAAACUGCGACUCGAGAACAACUACAACCCCAAGGACUUUGAUCUGGAGCCAAAAGGGGCGCGCUUCUUCAUCAUCAAGAGCUACUCGGAGGACGACAUCCACCGAUCCAUCAAGUACUCCAUCUGGUGCUCGACGGAGCAUGGAAACAAGCGGCUUGAUGCUGCCUACCGCGAUGCACAAGGUCCUGUGCUGCUCUUCUUCAGCGUCAAUGGGUCAGGCCAUUUCUGUGGCAUGGCUGAGAUGGUGUCGCCUGUGGACUACACAGCCUCUUCAUCGGUAUGGGCGCAGGACAAGUGGAAGGGGCAGUUUCGUGUGCGCUGGGUGUAUGUCAAAGACGUGCCCAACUCUCAGCUUCGGCACAUUCGGCUUGAGAACAACGAGAACAAGCCUGUGACCAACUCGCGGGACACCCAGGAGGUGCCGCCGGACAAGGGCCGACAGGUGCUCAAAAUCCUGCAUGGCUUCCGGCACUCUACGUCCAUCUUUGACGAUUUCCUCCAUUAUGAAAAGCGUCAGGAGGAGGACGAACAACGAGAGUUUCCCUCGGUUCCGGCGGGUGGACCAGGAGAGCCAGGAUUGCUGCCCAAUCUUGAUCAUUUAAAAGCUGCAGAAGCAAUGAAGGACAACAAGCAGAUGCCCAUGCCAACAAGCAACCACCACAUGCAGUCAAGGUACCACCACCAGCAGGCGUGGUGAAGUGGCGUGUGGUGCAAGGCCUUCGGCGGUGUUAUUUUCCCCUUUCCCACUCGCAAGACCCCCCGGUUGCCACAAAAACCCCUUUGAUGAUGAUGACGACUGGAAAUAUGCCACCGUGACACUCCCAGUGCGCCGAGGCUUCGACGUCAGCAACGACGGCGUGGCCCCUUCUCUGUGGUUCUGCUGUGCGCGUGUGCUAUACGUGUGAGCGUGCACCUCGCGUGAUGUGUGUUCCCUCCGCCGAGGCAAGGACCACAGGCAUCUCUUUCCUCUUCCCCCCUUUUUUUUCUGUAAACCCCCGCAAAUACCCCUUUCAAAUAGCCUUUCUCUUCUCAUUUUUGUGCCGCACAGCUGUUAACCGACAAUGGAUAACUCUCCAGGGAGGUGGGGUUUCCUGCCAAAGUUAAAAACAGGAGAAUGGAGGUGCUUUGGUGCGUCCGAUGAUGCUGGGCCAAGGUGCCGGGGAUCGGUGCGUACUUCUACUGCUGCUAGAGCUUCUCCUUACCACCAGUUUUUUUAGGUUCAUUCGCCAACACCAAAGUUGUCCACAGCUUGGCACGAUGGUUUCUCCCGCCCCCUUUCUCAAACAUUUAAUCUCUUCUUCUCCCCUUGCCGCUUGUCAAUGUAUUCUUGCUCUUGCAUCUGGCUUGUGAGCGUGGUUCUUGGUCGCCCAUAUCUUUUGUCUUAAUCUCUACAUCACUGGUUCUCAACUCCUAUCGUGUGGUUAAUGCGGUGAAAAGCAAAAGAAAAAAAAGGUAACAGUGGGCAAAGUGGUAACGAAGAUUAAAAAAAAGGUGGUGGGAAAACUUACACGUGGACAUUUGGUUUUUUUUUGUCAUAUUUUUUUUCCCCUUGUUGGUAGGAUUGGGGGCCAGUGAAUGGAACUUUGCUGCACAGCAUUCUUCCGGACCUCCUCUUGUUGUUUUUGUGGGAAAAUGCUAGUGACCACAAAUUGUUAUCAGUGAGCGGGUUUAUCGAAAGGAAGAGACUUACUUGAAAAGAAAAAAAAAGAAAAAACCUGAACUGGCAUCAUUGGAUGGACUACUACUUUGUGUUUGUUUUGACUGUCGGAAUUUGGGACUCCUAGGACUUGUAAAAAAAGAAAAAGGAUGAAAACUAUGGACUCUAAAAAAAAGGACACUUGGACUUGAUGACCAAUGACAGACUGGACACACCGCCGCAAGACAGCAGACGCGCAGUGUUUCGGAAUGUGUGGCCUGUGCGUGCUCGGACAGUGUGGACUUACUACAAGGACUUGUGCUGUUGCUUUGUGGGUCCGGGGAUUGGAAAAAAAAGUGGUUCGUCAAGUGACUAGUUGUAUCUAUUUCUGGACUGAACUUCCAAUUUGUGUACCUUAUCAUUUUUUUUCUCGGUCAGUUAAAACUGAACCCAGUUGUUGGACUUGAUUGACUUUGAGGGUAAUGUGGAUGCCACUAGAAACGCAUACCUGCAUGUAUUUUUUUCCCUCUCUUUCUCUCUCUAGGGAUGCCGAGGAAUUUUUGAAUGAAAUGCUUAGCAGUACAUAUUGUGGCCCUCGUUUUUGGCAAUUGUGAGUCACUAAAAACAAAACAAAAGCCAUUCUUUGUGUUUACAAUCAUGUGGAUCUGUUAAUUUCCUCUAAAUACAUUAUAGUGCGUUUUGUAGCAGUUUUAAGAAUGCCCACUGGAGCACUCAACUGAAAGAAUUAAAAGAAAAAAAAAUAGUGUGAAAUUGCAUUUCAAGCCUAUUGGAAGAUGGGAGCUGUGGUAUAUAUAUACACUUGCAGAAAGCUGCUGCGCUCGUUACUUGUGUGAGGUCUAUGGCAUCCUUUUGUUGUUGUUAACUUCGCCAAUAAACACUGAGCACAAUGAAAUACACUGAA
Molecule: messenger RNA, 3819 nt
Organism: Rhipicephalus microplus (southern cattle tick)
Lineage: Eukaryota; Metazoa; Arthropoda; Arachnida; Ixodida; Ixodidae
Gene: Ythdf
Product: YTH domain-containing family protein
Biological process (GO): mRNA destabilization
Cellular component (GO): cytoplasm
Molecular function (GO): N6-methyladenosine-containing RNA reader activity; mRNA binding
Source: RefSeq, a predicted model, not a curated record